UAUCUAACCGGUGAGAAGGCGGCAUGCUAGUUUGUAAAUGUGACGUUCUACAUGUCUUGAUAAUAAACGUGUCAUAAUCUCAGACGUUAGAUGUUGAAUGAUAUAUAUAUAUAUAUAUAAGUUUUUUAACUUGCUAGGGAUAGCCCAGAAAAAAAAACUGUUUUCUUAUUAGGCAACAUUUGUUGUAGACAGUGCACUUGAUGACAACAUGUUACUCUCAUGUAGUAUUUUUCGCAUAUUUUGUAUGUUUUUGCUUCUACGACUUGGAUCUAUGUAUAAAAAGGACUUUUCAGCAUUAUGCUCAACCUGCCGACAGCUAGUAGACGAUUUUGACAAGGGUUUGGAAAAAACAGCAAAGCAAAAUUUUGGGGGUGGAAAUACAGCAUGGGAAGAACGUAAACUAUCCAAAUAUGAGACGAGUGAGAUUAGGUUGACAGAGAUCCUGGAGGGCUUGUGUCAAAGCAGCAAUUUUGAGUGCAGCCACAUGUUGGAAGAAAAUGAGGAACACUUAGAGGCAUGGUGGUUCAAGAGGAAAACCAAACACCCAGAUCUUUUUAAGUGGUUUUGUAUAGAGACCAUCAAAGUGUGCUGCCCUAAAGGCUCAUUUGGUCCCGACUGCAACACUUGCAUUGGAGGAGCUGACAGACCAUGCCACGGGAAUGGUAAAUGCAAUGGAGACGGAACAAGGGCUGGAAAUGGGAAAUGUGGUUGUGAUGAGGGAUAUGAUGGGGAGUUUUGUCUGGACUGCAGUGAUGGAUAUUUUAGUUCACUGAGGAAUGACACAUUCUCCUUGUGUAAAGAGUGUCAUGAGUCUUGUGUUAGCUGUACUGGAGGAACCAAUCAGCAUUGUAAAGAAUGUAGGAACGGUUGGGUUGAAGACCAAGAAGGAUAUUGCAUUGACAUCAAUGAAUGCAUCAAAGAUCCAGCACCAUGCAAUGAUGACCAGUAUUGUCUGAACACAGAUGGUUCUUUCUCCUGUAAAGUAUGCGAUAUCAGAUGCACGGGAUGCAAAGGACAUGGUGCCAGUAGCUGCAUUAACUGUGCUGAUGGCUAUAAAGACGAAGAAGGCACUUGCACAGACAUUGAUGAAUGCACUGAAGACCCAGCUUCAUGCAGUGAUAACCAGCACUGCCUAAACACAGAUGGUUCUUUCUCCUGUGAAGAAGUUCCUGCAUUUAAUUCUGAAGGUGCCAAAACUGGUGACUCACCUGAAAAACAUGAAGACCUCUGAUGUCACAUGGCUUGGAUUGCAGAACACAACCACCAAGACACAAUACUUUUAUCCACCCCAAUCGAUACUGGUCUUCAUCUGAAAUUAACAAAACUGAAAGGCAACUACAGUAAAUCCUUGAGAAAACUGCACUUUUUAACUUGUGGUACACGGAUAGCACAUUUAUGCAGUAAAAGGAUACUGUUAGGUCCACUUUAUCAGAGAGGAGUAUUUAAAUGAUGCAUUCAUUUUUUCCCUAUUUUUUUGUAAUAUUUUUU
Messenger RNA from Danio aesculapii, 1488 nucleotides. RefSeq names its product cysteine-rich with EGF-like domains 2 (gene creld2). Bases 209 to 1231 code for a protein of 340 amino acids. The transcript has 10 exons. Gene Ontology annotation, molecular function: calcium ion binding. Lineage: Eukaryota; Metazoa; Chordata; Actinopteri; Cypriniformes; Danionidae. The record is from RefSeq and is a predicted model, not a curated record.